AUGAAGACUCUUGAUCUUUUCAAAUCACUCUCGCUGAAGCGUGGGCCCCCUCUCAAGAACCGACUCCUUCUUGCACCUCUUACGAACUGGCAGUGCCAUGUUGACGGGACCGUUUCUGAAGACGAGGCUCACUGGCUCGAGCAAUGCGCUGCAGGAGGGUUCUCCAUGGUGAUGACAUGCGCUGCUAAUGUCAGCCCCUCUGGCAAAGCUUUCCCGGGGCAGAUGGGCAUUUACAGCGAUGACCAUUUGCCAGGCCUUAGACGUAUAGCCGAUAUAAUCCGGGCUCAUGGCGCUGUCUCCUCAGUCCAGAUUCACCAUGGAGGCCUGAGAGCCAAUCCCGAGUUCGUCAAUGAUCUUGUUGGGCCGUCAGACAACCCGUCAACCGGCGUGCGUGGGCUGUCACUUAAAGAAGUUGAAGACGUCCGCGACGACUUCAUUGCCGCGGCUCAGCGCGCCGAGGAAGCGGGCUUCGAUGGCGUUGAGGUUCAUUCUGCCUUUGGCUGGAUACCUAUGCAAUUCCUGUCUCCGCUAUUCAACCAGAGAACAGAUAAAUAUGGCGGCUCUCUGGAGAACCGUUCAAGGUUUCUCUUUGAGAUCAUCAGUGGUAUUCGGGCAAAGUGCAAGCCUGACUUCCAAAUAGGCCUGCGCAUAUCUUUCGAGCGGUACGGCGUGCCUUUGGUCGAGAUGCGAGAGGUUGCUGCCAGAGCCAUUAGAGAGGAAGUGAUCGACUACUUGGACUUGGCGGUUUGGGACUGGAAGAAAGUAACCCAGGAGGAGCCUUUCCAGGGACGUACUAUCCUCGGCCUCUUCACCGACCUUCCACGCUCUGCUGUUCGAGUCGGGGCUUCUGGUAAGGUAAUGAGUGUUUCGGAAGCGGCUUCAGUCCUGAACGCCGGUUGUGAUUUUGUCAUGCUUGGCAAAGCAGCAAUCCUCGAACCUGAUUUUCCACGCCGCGCGCAACUGGACUUGGAACAUCGGUCGCCGCAGUUGCCAGUCACGCAGGCUUACUUGAAAGAGAAAGGGUUGAGUGACAACUUUGUCAGUUACAUGCGCACUUGGGAGGGAUUUGUGACGCCAUGA
This is a messenger RNA of Colletotrichum truncatum, 1080 nucleotides long. Its product is annotated as nadh:flavin oxidoreductase nadh oxidase. Lineage: Eukaryota; Fungi; Ascomycota; Sordariomycetes; Glomerellales; Glomerellaceae. Gene Ontology annotation, molecular function: oxidoreductase activity; FMN binding. The record is from RefSeq and is a predicted model, not a curated record.